GAAGUCAGCCAGCGCUGCCGCCACUCUCGAGCCGGUAACGAUGGCGACCGGGUUCGUGUCGGUGCCGCUCAAGAAGUCCUCGGAGGUGGACUUCGCCAAACCGCUCUCCAAGUUCAUCGCCAGCACCAACCCGAGCGGCGAGGCCCAGUCCGAGUACAUCAGGGCGGCCGAGGAGCUCAGCAAACUGCGCAAGAGCGCCGUGGGCAGGCCGCUCGACAAGCACGACAGCUCCCUGGAAAUCCUGCUCAGGUAUUAUGAUCAGCUAUGUGCUAUUGAGCCGAAGUUUCCAUUCUCAGAAAACCAGAUUUGUAUAACUUUUACCUGGAAAGAUGCAUUUGACAAAGGAUCUUUGUUUGGAGGAUCUGUUAAGCUUGCCCUUUGUAGUUUGGGAUAUGAAAAGAGCUGUGUGCUGUUCAAUGCUGGAGCACUUGCUAGCCAGAUUGCAGCAGAACAGAAUCUGGAGAAUGAUGAAGGAUUGAAGGCGGCAGCUAAAUAUUAUCAGUUCAGUAGUGGAGCAUUUCAACAGAUCAAGGAUACCGUGUUGUCAGCAUUGAAUCGGGAGCCCACUAUGGACAUCUCUCCAGAUACAGUCGGCACCCUCAGUCUGAUAAUGCUGGCUCAAGCACAGGAAGUGUUUUUCCUUAAAGCAACUGCUGAUAAAAUGAAAGAUGCAAUAAUAGCUAAACUAGCUAAUCAAGCUGCAGAUUACUAUGGUGAUGCCUACAAACAAUGCCAGUAUAAGGAAAAUCUACCCAAGUAUUUUUAUUUCCAGGAAGUGCUGCCUAUUCUUGCUGCAAAACAUUGCAUCAUGCAGGCCAACGCAGCGUACCAUCAGUCAGUUCUGACAAAGCAACAGAAGAAAUUUGGUGAGGAAAUUGCAAGAUUACAGCAUGCAACCGAAUUGAUAAAGACUGUAGCUUCUCGCUACGAUGAGUAUAUCAAUGUGAAGGAUCUGUCUGACAAAAUCUCUCGAGCAUUGACAGCUGCAAAGAAAGACAAUGAUUUCAUUUACCAUGAUCGUGUUCCUGACCUGAAAGAUUUGACUCCAAUUGGCAAGGCCACACUGGUGAAGCCUACUCCAGUCAAUGUGCCCUUGAGUCAGAAAUUCACUGAUCUGUUUGAGAAGAUGGUUCCUUUGGCAGUGCAACAAGCUCUGAGUAUGUACAAUCAGAGAAAGGCUGACUUGGUGAACAGAGUCAUUGGACAGAUGAGAGAAGCCAAUAACCUGGCCAAUGGUGUUCUGGCCUCCUUGAACCUACCUGCUGCGCUCGAAGAUGUUUCUGGGCACAGUAUUCCUCAGUCCAUUCUGGAGAAAUCCAAAGCUGUCAUUCAGCAGGGUGGCCUGGAGACAGUAGACCAGUUGAUAAAAGACCUUCCAGAACUUCUGCAGCGAAAUCGGGAGAUUUUGUUGGAGUCAAUGAAAAUACUGGAUGAAGAGGAAUCUUCAGAUAAUGACCUUAGAGCGAAAUUUCAGCAACGCUGGCAGAGGACACCUUCAAAUGAGCUGUAUAAAUCUCUGCGAACAGAGGGAGGAAAUUUCAGAAACUUUCUGGACAAAGCUGGACAAGCAGAUAAUGUGGUCCGAGAGCGUUAUUCCACUCAUCGUGAUGCUAUUGCCCUUCUCUGUCAUCCUGAAAAUGAGUUAAAUGCUGCCAUACCAUCUGGCAAUCCUGCAAACUCCCUACAAGGGACUGAGGUUAUUACAAUCCUGAAGUCACUUCUUGCUUCUUUGGAUGAAACAAAGAAGGAAAGGGAAACUUUAGAGAAUGAUAUCAAGCUACAGCAGUUUGACAUGUCCAGUGCCUUUUUGACUGCAUUGGCUCAGGAUGGGGCUAUUAAUGAAGAGGUUAUCUCAGUGACUGAACUUGAUCGAAUUUAUGGAACUUAUACUCAGAAAGUGCAAAAAAAUCUGAAAAGCCAGGAGGAGUUGCUAUCAAGUAUUCAGAUGAAUCAUGAAGAAUUUUCCAAGUCAAAGCAGUCCAAUGCAGAAGCUGAUUCACGGGAAGAAAUGCUUAAGAAAUUAGCAGCGGCCCAUGAUCAGUAUAUUGAGCUUGUUGCUAAUUUGAAAGAAGGAACAAAAUUCUACAAUGAGCUGACAGAAAUCCUUCUGAAAUUACAAAACAAAUGUACAGACAUUGUGUUUGCUCGUAAAACUGAAAGGGAUGAACUGCUAAAGGAUUUGCAGCUGAGCAUAGCGAAGCAACCUAGUGCUCCGAAUAUCCCAGCAGUGCCUGCAUACCAAACUAGCAAUACCAUGACUGGAGGAACUACAACACCUGUGCCCACUCCAGCACCCAGAACGGUAUUUCAACCCAAACCUACACCUCCUGCUCGCCCACCCCCUCCUGUUGUCCCUUCAACUGUAGCUGCACCUUAUUCUGCUUCUGCCCCAGGACCCAGUACUGCACCUCCAGCUGUUGGGCCCUCUGUUAUGCCAACACAGGCUCAAGGACCUCCAUACCCCACAUAUCAAGGCUAUCCUGGGUUUUACCAAAUGCCGAUGGCGUACAAUCCAUACGCUUAUAGUCAGUACGGUAUGCCAGUCAUGUUCCAGCCGCCUGGACAACAACCUUACCAAGGACCACAGCCACCUCAGCAGCCAGGAUACCCUCAUCCUCAGCUGCCAGGAUACCCUCAGCCUCAGCAGCCUUAUUACCAGCAAUGAGAAAUGCCGACUGACUGAACAAUAUGCUCUCUUAUAAUGGUCGCAUUUUAAUUACCUCGCAAUACUUCAAAUGUGUACUCUUACAUUAUUAAUUUCUGGGGUUCAUGCUGAAUUUAGUAAGACCUUUGUAAGACUGAAGAUUGCACUUAACUCUGGGUAGUUUUUUGCCAAGCAACAAACAUUAGGUAAAUUCCAAGUGGUGUCAUCUCGACAGUUUAAAAAAUAUAUUUGCUUACUAUAUAAUUUUUGUUAAGUAGAAACAUUUUCUAAUCAGCUUUAAGGAAUGGACAUGAUAUGGCACGCAAGCCUAACAUUUGGUUGUGUGAUUAAUGGCCUGAGCUAUCUUUGAGCCAAUAACUUGACUAUUCUUUGAGCUACUACUUUAAAUAUUUGCUGAUGAUAUUGUAUCUUGUUUGUUAUCACACUAAUUCUAUUUUGUCUAAUCAGGGCCUUGUAAAUCUAUGGUAAUUUAAGCUUUAAUUACAUUAAACUAUCAAGUCUGAAA
Callorhinchus milii (elephant shark) is the source of this 3170-nucleotide messenger RNA. RefSeq names its product programmed cell death 6 interacting protein (gene pdcd6ip). Gene Ontology annotation, biological process: mitotic cytokinesis. Gene Ontology annotation, molecular function: protein binding. The coding region runs from base 41 to 2665 and encodes 874 amino acids. NCBI's taxonomy places the organism in Eukaryota, Metazoa, Chordata, Chondrichthyes, Chimaeriformes, Callorhinchidae. Gene Ontology annotation, cellular component: endosome. The transcript is spliced from 18 exons. The record is from RefSeq and is a predicted model, not a curated record.